Molecule: messenger RNA, 1263 nt
Organism: Eruca vesicaria subsp. sativa (arugula)
Lineage: Eukaryota; Viridiplantae; Streptophyta; Magnoliopsida; Brassicales; Brassicaceae
Source: the annotation of a GenBank genome assembly
AUGAUAGAUUACGAGAAAAGCAUUAACAACCAUCAGAACUAUCCCUCCUCAUCUUCCUCCGAUCUUCUUCUUGCUAUCAAUGGAACCACAGUGAAUAAUAAAAGAAAACGGAGACCAGCAGGGACACCAGAUCCAGAUGCAGAGGUUGUAUCUUUAUCACCAAGAACGUUACUAGAGUCAGAUCGGUACGUGUGUGAGAUCUGCAACCAAGGGUUUCAGAGGGAUCAGAAUCUCCAGAUGCAUAGAAGAAGGCAUAAAGUACCAUGGAAGCUGUUGAAGAGAGAGAAGAAAGAUGAAGAGGUGAGAAAGAGAGUCUACGUGUGUCCUGAGCCGACUUGUCUCCACCACAACCCGUGCCACGCACUUGGAGAUCUGGUCGGAAUCAAAAAGCACUUCCGUAGGAAACACAGCAACCACAAGCAAUGGGUUUGCGAGAGAUGCUCAAAAGGAUACGCUGUUCAAUCUGACUACAAAGCCCAUCUCAAAACAUGCGGCUCACGCGGUCAUUCUUGCGACUGCGGCCGCGUUUUCUCCAGGGUGGAAAGUUUCAUAGAGCACCAAGAUAGUUGCACCAUCCGGCGACCUCAACCCACCAACCAGGAUGAACCCACAAAAGUGGGGUUCGAGGCUCUACAACUGCACCUUGAAGCUUUUUUGACCCCACAUAUUUUUGUUUCUGGGUUCGCCACUGCCACCAACCCCCCACGUUCUAUGCAGAACACAGGGGCACAUGCACCUCCAUCAAGAACCCUUUCUACCACAAGCAUUAGCCCAUUAUUGCAUGGACUUCCUUUUUUGAGGCCACCACAAGAGUCCGAUCAACAGUCACUAGCUUUCGCUUACCCUUUCGAUCCUUCAUCGUCUCCUUUAGAAAGCCUCCAGCUUCAACUAUCCAUAGGAAUGGCGAAAACAUCAACAAACCUGAAAAGAAACGAAAAGGAAGAAAUGAGUUUAGCAAUGGAGAGAGCGAGCGAGGAAGCGAGGAGGGCUGAGGAAAUGAGACAAGAAGCAAAGAGGCAGAUAGAGAUGGCAGAAAUGGAUUAUGAGAAGGCUAAGAGUAUAAGGAAAGAAGCCAAAGCCGAGCUGGAGAAGGCUCAGUUUGUUAGAGAAGAAGCAAUGAAGAGAGUUAAUGCAACAAUGUUGGAGAUCACUUGUCGUUCUUGCAAGCAACUGUUCCAGCUCCCCGUUGUGGCUGAUGAGAGUAAGACGUCUCUUAUUAUGAGUUAUGUUUCCUCGGCGACAACGGAAGGGGAACGCGAAUGA